Messenger RNA from Prunus avium (sweet cherry), 1670 nucleotides. Its product is annotated as zinc ion binding / DNA binding protein. Lineage: Eukaryota; Viridiplantae; Streptophyta; Magnoliopsida; Rosales; Rosaceae. The record is from RefSeq and is a predicted model, not a curated record. Gene Ontology annotation, molecular function: DNA binding.
CAUGGAAGAGGCAGAGGAAGGAAGAGAAGACGGUGUCAAACGAGGAGAGAGAGGCAGAGGAUUGGUGCUUCAUCUGCAAAGAUGGUGGAGACCUCAUGCUAUGUGACUACAAGGACUGUGUAAAAGUUUAUCAUCCUGGAUGUGUUGGCAAAAAGAAAUCCUUCAUUGAUACUGGAAAGCACUGGACUUGUAGGAGGCAUUCUUGUUCAUUGUGCCUUGAUACCCCAAGGUUUUGCUGCUAUUGUUGUCCAAAUUCAGUAUGUCAACAUUGCAUAAGCGGUUCCGAGUUUACAGUGGUUAGAGGGAAGCAAGGCUUUUGCAAGUCCUGUUUGAAGCUUGUGUUACUUGCAGAAGAAAACUCAGAAUACGGUUUAGAUGGGGAAAAAAUAGACUUUAAGGAUCGGGAUACUUUUGAAUGCCUAUUCAAAGAAUAUUGGGAAAUCAUAAAAGGAAAGGAAGGUUUGAGUUUGGAUGAUGUCUAUUCUGCAGAUGUUGAUUCAAUAAAAAUUGGUGAGACUGAAGAAGAUAUUGACCUGACAACAUCUAAUAGUGUCGCUGAUAGUACAGAACUUCAGAGGUCGAUGGUAAAAAGGAAGGCGCCAAAGGAACAAGAAUAUCUCGGAUGGGGAUCGAAACCUCUCAUUGAGUUCCUCAGAUCCAUUGGUAAAGAUACAACUAAACAGUUAUCACAGUAUGAUUUGGACUCUAUCAUCUUUGCUUACAUCAGAGAUAGAAACCUAUUUCACCCUGAAAAGAAGAGAAAGGUUCUAUGUGAUGAUAAGCUGUAUUCAAUUUUCAGAAAGAAGUCACUAGAUAGGAUGAAAAUAUAUGGUCUUUUGGGGGCACAUAUUAGUGACAACUUGGUAUUAUGGGAUGAGAAUACAAGUGAGGAUGAAGAUGAAAGUAAAUUGGAAGACAAGAAGAAAGAUACAGUGAUAGUAGGGAAGAAGGGAACAGUAAGCUCAGAUAUAACAUCUCUUGAAAAUGAAGUGAGUCCUAGCGUCCGACAAAGUUGUUUUGCAUCUUUAGUGACCGAUAAUAUCAAGCUUGUCUACUUAAGAAGGAGCUUACUGGAGGAGUUGCUGAAGCAGCCUGAAAAUUCUGAAAGCAAGAUUCAAGGAAGUUUUGUGAGAGUGAAAAAUGACCCCAGAGACUACCUUCAGAGAAAUUCUCACCAACUUUUACAAGUUGAAGGCAUAAGGAAAAUCUCAAAUAUUAAUGAAACGAACGGUGAAAUUCUCCUGCAAGUUUCCAAUAUUCCAAGUGAUAUUCCCAUUUUUAUGCUGUCAGAUGUUGACUUCACUGAGGAUGAAUGUGAGGAUUUGCGACAAAAUGUGACAAAUGGCAUGCUGAGGAAACCUACAGUUGUUGAGCUUGAACAGAAGGCAAGAGAUCUCCAUGAGGACAUAACUAAGCAUCGGAUUGAGCGAGAGUUGGUCAGGUUACAGAAGUGCAUUGAUCGGGCAAAUGAGAAAGGAUGGAGAAGAGAGUUAUGCGAAUAUUUGGACCAAAGAGAGCUGCUAAAGCAGCCGUCUGAACAGGCUCGACUAUUAAAACAGGUGCCAAAGGUCAUUGCAGAGGUUUUAGAGGAUGAAUCUGGUUCCGUAGACUCCAUAGAAGUCGAUAAGCAAGGAAAUCUGGAAUAGUAGAAAUCUAAGAUUCAUUUGACA